GAGCUCAGCGCUGGGUGCAGGCACUGCGUCUUUGAAAAUCUCGCUUCCCAUCUUUGUUAUUGUCUGGGCGGCAGGCCACCCGGUUUGCUGCCUUCCUCCCUCCGCCCGGCCCCUGCCUUCGGCUGUCUUCCCCAGGAACAUGCCCUUCUCCGCGCUUUCCUUGGCGGGGGUCAGGACCCUCUGCACCCGCAUGCGGGGGCUUGUGUACGUACCCCGUUUUGUGUGCAUGUGGUGGUUGUCCGGGGAGCAGGAGAGACAACAGGCAAUCCGGCCUCUGAGUGUGUCUGCUCUCCCGGGAGCAGGCGGCAUGCAUGUCAUGUUUACCUCCUUAAAGCGGGAAGCCUGUACCUAGAAGCCGGCAAGUGCUGGCUGGCCACCCUAGCCAGAGGUCGGGGCAUGGCCAAGACGACCUCGUGCGGGUCCUGCCCCGCUUGGCCUCAGGUCAGCCUUGCCACAUGCUGAAGGGGCGCAGAGUGGGGGUUGGGAAUGAAACUACAAGCCUGUUUCUGGAAACGGUAGGAAACGGUAGCGGUUGGAGCAGAAUGUCACUGGCAGCGGUGUGGAAUUGUCUUAUUAAUUUUCUAUAAACAAAAUCUGGCUUGGUGGCUUCUCUGGCACAGGAAGGGAGCCUAGAUUUCCCAUGGACAGGCAGAAAGACUGGGUUUGAAAUCCCUCUACCCAGCCUUGGAGCUGAAAUAGGCUUUCCCAGGACUGGGGUCUCCUGAUUUGCUGCUUUGCUUAGGAAUAGAUUCGUCGGCUGCUGCUGGGAUGGAUGGGCAGAAAUUUCUCUGGGGCUGUCCUUGGAGUCAUCCUAUUUGGAGUUCAGUCCCAUCUGAUGCCGAGGCUGAAGGAGUCUCGCUCCCACGAGUCCCUGCUCAGCCCCAGCAGUGCGGUGGAGGCGCUGGACCUCAGCAUGGAGGAAGAGGUGGUCAUCAAGCCCGUGCACAGCAGCAUCCUUGGCCAGGACUACUGCUUCGAGGUGACGACGUCAUCAGGAAGCAAGUGCUUUUCCUGCCGGUCCGCAGCUGAGCGGGAUAAGUGGAUGGAGAACCUGCGGCGAGCGGUGCAUCCCAACAAGGACAACAGCCGGCGUGUGGAGCAUAUCCUGAAGCUGUGGGUGAUCGAGGCCAAGGACCUGCCAGCCAAGAAGAAGUACCUGUGCGAGCUGUGCCUGGACGAUGUGCUCUAUGCCCGCACCACGGGCAAGCUCAAGACGGACAAUGUUUUCUGGGGCGAGCACUUCGAGUUCCACAACUUGCCGCCUCUGCGUACAGUCACUGUCCACCUGUACCGGGAGACCGACAAGAAGAAGAAGAAGGAGCGCAACAGUUACCUGGGCCUGGUGAGCCUGCCUGCUGCCUCGGUGGCCGGGCGGCAGUUCGUGGAGAAGUGGUACCCGGUGGUGACGCCCAACCCCAAGGGCGGCAAGGGCCCUGGACCCAUGAUCCGCAUCAAGGCGCGCUACCAAACCAUCACCAUCCUGCCCAUGGAGAUGUACAAAGAGUUCGCUGAGCACAUCACCAACCACUACCUGGGGCUGUGUGCAGCCCUUGAGCCCAUCCUCAGUGCCAAGACCAAGGAGGAGAUGGCAUCUGCCCUGGUGCACAUCCUGCAGAGCACGGGCAAGGUGAAGGACUUCCUGACAGACCUGAUGAUGUCAGAGGUGGACCGCUGCGGGGACAAUGAGCACCUCAUCUUUCGGGAGAACACACUGGCCACCAAGGCCAUCGAGGAGUACCUCAAGCUAGUGGGCCAGAAGUACCUGCAGGAUGCCCUAGGUGAGUUCAUCAAAGCACUGUAUGAGUCAGAUGAGAACUGCGAAGUGGAUCCCAGCAAGUGCUCGGCCGCUGACCUCCCAGAGCACCAGGGCAACCUCAAGAUGUGCUGCGAGCUAGCCUUCUGCAAGAUCAUCAACUCCUACUGUGUCUUCCCACGGGAGUUGAAAGAGGUGUUUGCCUCGUGGAGGCAGGAGUGCAGCAGUCGCGGCCGGCCGGACAUCAGUGAGCGGCUCAUCAGCGCCUCCCUCUUCCUGCGCUUCCUCUGCCCAGCCAUCAUGUCGCCCUCACUCUUCAACCUGCUGCAGGAGUACCCUGAUGACCGCACUGCCCGCACCCUCACCCUCAUCGCCAAGGUCACCCAGAACCUGGCCAACUUCGCCAAAUUUGGCAGCAAGGAGGAAUACAUGUCCUUCAUGAACCAGUUCCUAGAGCAUGAGUGGACCAACAUGCAGCGCUUCCUGCUGGAGAUCUCCAACCCUGAGACCCUCUCCAAUACAGCCGGCUUCGAGGGCUACAUCGACCUGGGCCGCGAGCUCUCCAGUCUGCACUCACUGCUCUGGGAGGCCGUCAGCCAGCUGGAGCAGAGCAUAGUAUCCAAACUGGGACCUCUGCCUCGGAUCCUGAGGGACGUCCACACAGCACUGAGCACCCCAGGUAGUGGGCAGCUCCCAGGGACCAACGACCUGGCCUCCACACCGGGCUCUGGCAGCAGCAGCAUCUCAGCUGGGCUGCAGAAGAUGGUGAUUGAGAACGAUCUUUCCGGUCUGAUAGAUUUCACCCGGUUACCGUCUCCAACCCCCGAAAACAAGGACUUGUUUUUUGUCACAAGGUCCUCCGGGGUCCAGCCCUCACCUGCCCGCAGCUCGAGUUACUCGGAAGCCAACGAGCCUGAUCUUCAGAUGGCCAACGGUGGCAAGAGCCUCUCCAUGGUGGACCUCCAGGACGCCCGCGCGCUGGACGGGGAGGCAGGCUCCCCGGUGGGCCCCGACGUCCUCCCCACAGAUGGGCAGGCUGCUGCAGCUCAGCUGGUGGCCGGGUGGCCAGCCCGGGCAACCCCAGUGAACCUGGCAGGGCUGGCCACAGUGCGGCGGGCAGGCCAGACACCAACCACACCAGGCACCUCCGAGGGCGCGCCAGGCCGGCCCCAGCUGUUGGCACCGCUCUCCUUCCAGAACCCUGUGUACCAGAUGGCGGCUGGUCUGCCGCUGUCACCCCGUGGCCUUGGCGACUCAGGCUCUGAGGGCCACAGCUCCCUGAGCUCACACAGCAACAGCGAGGAGUUGGCAGCCGCUGCCAAGCUGGGAAGUUUCAGCACUGCCGCGGAGGAGCUGGCUCGGCGGCCCGGUGAGCUGGCACGGCGACAGAUGUCACUGACUGAAAAAGGCGGGCAGCCCACGGUGCCACGGCAGAACAGUGCUGGCCCCCAGAGGAGGAUCGACCAGCCUCCGCCCCCACCCCCGCCGCCACCUCCUGCCCCCCGCGGCCGGACGCCCCCCAACCUGCUGAGCACCCUGCAGUACCCAAGACCCUCAAGCGGAACCCUGGCGUCAGCCUCACCUGAUUGGGCGGGCCCCAGUACCCGCCUGAGGCAGCAGUCCUCUUCCUCCAAGGGGGACAGCCCAGAACUGAAGCCACGGGCAGUGCACAAGCAGGGCCCUUCACCCGUGAGCCCCAAUGCCCUGGACCGCACAGCCGCUUGGCUCUUGACCAUGAACGCGCAGUUGUUAGAAGACGAGGGCCUGGGCCCAGACCCCCCCCACAGGGAUAGGCUAAGGAGUAAGGACGAGCUCAGCCAAGCAGAAAAGGACCUGGCGGUGCUGCAGGACAAGCUGCGAAUCUCCACCAAGAAGCUGGAGGAGUAUGAGACCCUGUUCAAGUGCCAGGAGGAGACGACGCAGAAGCUGGUGCUGGAGUACCAGGCACGGCUGGAGGAGGGCGAGGAGCGGCUGCGGCGGCAGCAGGAGGACAAGGACAUCCAGAUGAAGGGCAUCAUCAGCAGGUUGAUGUCCGUGGAAGAAGAACUGAAGAAGGACCACGCAGAGAUGCAAGCGGCUGUGGACUCCAAACAGAAGAUCAUUGAUGCCCAGGAGAAGCGCAUUGCCUCGCUGGAUGCCGCCAAUGCCCGCCUCAUGAGCGCCCUGACCCAGCUGAAAGAGAGGUACAGCAUGCAAGCCCGUAACGGCAUCUCCCCCACCAACCCCACCAAAUUGCAGAUUACUGAGAACGGCGAGUUCAGAAACAGCAGCAAUUGUUAACCUGCCUGAGGAGGGAGGAAGCUACCCAAGGAGAGGGGGACUAUGGUGGCCAAGGGCAGGGUCUUGGCCUGGGGAGGCACCCACGGUUGCAGCCCCAGCGUGGGUGUCAGGAGGCCGAGCCUCCCCUCCCCGCCGCUGUCCAGGAGGCGGCCGCAGAGGGAGCCGCCAGAGACUGAAGCAGCGUGAGGCGAGGUCACCAGCCGCUCCCUGUGGGGUGCGGGCAGAAGAGACUGCACGCUGGGGAGUGGGGACAGCCUGGUGGGGCAGGGGGCCUGCCAAAAAUAUGUCUGUUGGUUCCUGAAUGUGGUGUGUCCUUGUCCUUCUGGAUCUGGCCGAGUGCAUGUGUCCCACCACCCGUGCCAGGGAGGGGGCUUCCUGGAGGGGGGAUUCAAGAGCUAGGGGCCUACACCUGUGGCUUCCCCUCGCCUCCUUGGGGGGGCCUGGGACUCCCUGGCAGCCAGGCCCUGUCCUGGGGGACCUGGCACUUGGCGGAUCAGUUGGCAGGCAGGAAGAUAGGACACAGAGCAGGAGGUCAGUGUCCCCUGCCUGUCUCCAUCCGAAGCACCUGCCACUGCAUGCGGUCUGUUGGGACCUUCCUGGCUGUGAGGAACUGAGGAUUCCUACCCACCCACCCCCUCUGAACCUGUCCCCAGAGCACCACCUGCCACCUUCCUUGCCUUAGUCGUAUUGCCAGGUAGACCCAGUGAGGGCCAUGGCUUUUUCUUGUGAGCUCUUGUCCCUGUGGGGAAGACCCACAGCUUCCCACACUUCCCACAAAGGCCCAGGCUGAUGCUCAAGGGCUCCCAGAAGCCAAAGAUCUGGGCGGAUCUGGCCAGAUGGCUCUGAGCACUGUACCUGCCUUCUCCUGGGGCCCAGCACACCCAGGGCACAGACAGUGGCCCUGUAGGGAGUGCCACCUGGUGCUCACCCUGAAAGAAAAGGUGAUCCUUCCUCUGAGUGAUGGUUUAAAAAAAGAUUCUAACGCCUGCAGGCCCUGAGAAGGUGGAUAACUGUGAUUUUUUUUCCUUUCACAGUAUGCAUUAGAAACAAAAGCCCGCUUGCUCGCUUGCUGGAACACAGGGGCCUUUUAAGUUGAGCGUGCGCACUGCAUGGGAAAUAGCGGCCCUGGAGGAUGUUAGACUUGCUCCCUCUCCAAGACAGCAGCAGCCUGCACCCGGCCCCGUGUGUGCGGCCGGCCUCCUCCUCACCCUUCCCGGCCCCCGGCCAAGGACCCAGGCGCUGCAUACAGGGGAGGGGCGCACCCCACAGCUGGGGCCGGUUUUCCUCAGCUCUAGGCUGUUCUGUAGCUUAUCUGCCCCUCCCCCACUUUCAAGACAGAUGAGCAGGAGCUUGGGUCUCUCUCAGCCCUUGUCUGUUCCCAGCCCCUGCAGAUUCCGAGCAAGGGCCCUGGGUAACAAGGGUGGGAGUGGGGCCUUUGCCAGCAGAGCCAGGGCAAGGCGAGCUGCAGGAACCACCCCUCUGCCCCUGCAGCUGGAAUGUGCCACAGAGGCCCCACCUGAAGGGUGGAUGUGCUGGAGGGGUGGCCCAGAGCCAUACUGCAUCCACCCUGAGCUCGGGGACAGGUGGCAGUGGCUGCUCUGGGAAGGGGCUCUUAGAUGUAACCUACAAUUCAGUUAGGCUAGAGACAGAUGCUGGUGGAGGGAGGGCUGGGCCACCAGGGAUCACAGACCACAGGAAGAUGGGAGGUGGGAGCAGAGGCCCUGCCCCCACCCCUUCCUGUCCCACUCCCCUGUCUUGUCCCCACCCAUGCGCCUUUGUGCCUGAGACCAGGGUGGCCACACAGGCAGGGCCUGGCUCCGGUCUCGUCCUCCCACUGCCCAGUGAGCCCUGCUCUCCUCUCCCCAGCCCCCUCCCACCGCUGCCUCGUAGAGUGACCUCGGACAGAGCCCCCCUAGCAAUACAGGGAGGCUCCCAGGGCCUGGACAGGCGGGCUCAGAGGCCACCCGCUGUGGCCAGUGCCAGCUGCCCUUGCAGGGUGGGUGAGCUCUCAGGCCGAGAGCCUUAUUUACCUAGUGCAAAAACUGUAAAAGUGUACAGACUCUUCACAGAUUUUUAUCUUAAUUGCAAGUCUGCCGAUUUUGUAAAUGUUCUUGGUGUUUGACUGUAAUGUAACUAUCUCACCUAAUGGUUGUACAUAUCCUUUGGUCCUGGUGCUGCCGAGGGCUGGCCGGGACUGCUGCUCUCCCAAGGGUUUUAUUUCUGAAUCUAGAGAACAGUAUUGGGCAGGAGGAAAAGGCUUGGUGUCUGCGGGGGGUGUUUUCCCUGCCUUUGGCAUUUAUGUGUUGGCUUUGCAGCUGCUGUUUGGGUAGCGGCUGCUGGGGUGCCUUCACUGGGCCAGUCAACGGGGGCUCCUGCCCGGGCCACAGAGAACCUGAGUUCCUGGGAGCUGGGCCCUGCCUGCAGCCAGGGCUGGGGUUGCCAGAGGCCCUGGAGGGAAGGACAGUCCCUGCUGGGGAAGAACACAGCCCCAGGGGCCUCCUGGUCACCGAGACUCAGCCUCUGCUGGAGAAAGCCACGCCCUCCCUGCUAGCACAGAGGCCUGACUUUUUUGCUUAACUUCCAUGUUCUGGGUGAUGGAAACUGCCAAACCUCCCGUCAGUGAGGACUCUUUCCGACUGCCCAGAAAGUGGGGGUGGAGGACCGAGGCUACAGCUCCACACGCCCCGGUCCCCCGGAGCAUCUGCCCCAAGUACACCUCCCCUUGUGCCCCGCGCCACUGCGGGAGCCAGACUGUCCAGGGAAACAGCCCCUCUCUUUUCUACACACUCAGCCACAAAGCCCCCCCAGCCCCCACACCGCAUCCCAGCUCCCCUCUUUUGUAAGUAUGUGAAAAGGAAAAAAUGCAAACGUUGGAGUUUGGGCUGGAGCUCCUCCCUCCAGCUGCGACUUUUAACUAUGUAAUAAUGUACAGAGGAAGCUGUUGGUGUUCUAAGACUGCGUGGCUGUGCAAUUUCUGUACAUUUGCAAUUAGAAAUAUUAAAGAUUUAUUUAGCUAUUUUAA
Messenger RNA from Nomascus leucogenys (northern white-cheeked gibbon), 7055 nucleotides. RefSeq names its product DAB2 interacting protein (gene DAB2IP). The coding region runs from base 773 to 4033 and encodes 1086 amino acids. The transcript is spliced from 14 exons. Gene Ontology annotation, biological process: regulation of GTPase activity. Lineage: Eukaryota; Metazoa; Chordata; Mammalia; Primates; Hylobatidae. The record is from RefSeq and is a predicted model, not a curated record.